AUGCUGCUGCAAGCCAGCAUCUGCUCACAGGGUCGAGUGGCACUGCAGGAGUCCUCCCAAACUAGGCAUCCAGGCUUGAACAUGGCCCGCUCCUCCAAGCUGAUCACUGCUUGCGUCGCCCUGGCCGUGUGCGUCGCGCUGCGCAGCCUUGCCUUCCUCAGCAGCCCUGCGCCAGCCACGCAGCUCCGCGGGAGCACUCCCCUCGAAGUCGCAGCAGGUGCCGCAGUGCCAGCAGUCAUGAUGACACCCACUGCCGCGAUGGCAGCGGAUGGGGAGGGCAUGCCAUCCGUAGUGCUGGGAGUUGGCAUUCUCUGCAUGCUGGCAGCCUUCAGCGCAGUCUCCAGCGUCAUCAGCGCGACCGUGACCUCGGAGCUUGAUUGA
Molecule: messenger RNA, 381 nt
Organism: Symbiodinium pilosum
Lineage: Eukaryota; Dinophyceae; Suessiales; Symbiodiniaceae
Source: the annotation of a GenBank genome assembly